Messenger RNA from Cuscuta campestris, 1891 nucleotides. The record is from the annotation of a GenBank genome assembly. NCBI's taxonomy places the organism in Eukaryota, Viridiplantae, Streptophyta, Magnoliopsida, Solanales, Convolvulaceae.
CAGAUACCAAAAUAUACCUAUGCAUACUAAACCACAGUGCUUCUGAAACGACAUCCGUAUACGAGCUAAGUUCCUUAAAAUACAAGCUCCCCCCUAACAUCCACAAAUAUCAAACGUCGCAAUAGCUGUGGAAGAUUCAACCCUCCCAACCGCACACAGGCGGCGUACAAUUGAAAAUGCUACAAACCGCCGUGACCGCAGCGGCUCCGACCGUAUCGUCGCACACCGAUUCAAAUAGCUCGGCGGCCGACGCGCCACCCAAACAGGUCGCCAUGGCCCUGGAGCGGCUAGGGCAGGCUGGCCGACUGAUCGCGGAUAUCAGACUCGGCGCUGACCGCCUCCUUGAAGUCCUAUUCAUGGCCGCUCAGCUUCAGCACUCAUCCAGACCCGAGAAUUUGAUCAUCAACGAAGAAGCUUCCAUGCGCCAACACUUGCAAGACCUCCGCGCUCUUGGUAGACAAUUGGAAGAUUCGGGUGUUCUGAAUGAUGCACUUUGUUUGCGAAGUAAUUCAUGGGGCCUCCAUAUGCCACUUGUCUGUCCUGAUGGAGCUGUUGUGGCCUAUGCAUGGAAGCGCCAACUUGCUGGUCAGGCUGGUGCAUCCGCUGUUGAUAGGACCAGGCUAGCUCUAAAAGCAUUUACUGAUCAAAAAAGGCGAUUUUUCCCUCACCUGGAGAAUGGCUGUGAUGAGGGAUCACCAAUGAAGAAAAGGUGUAGUUCAACAGCAAGUGAUCACGAUGAUAUUAGUAGCCUAAGAACAGUAUCUGAUAUUCUGUCACAUCUGGAAAAAGUAACUCCGAACAUGAAAGCUUUCACUUACCAGCGCUUGGAUUGGUUAAAGCGGGCAUCUUCAUUGCCAUCUUCUGCUCAUCAACAUUCUGUUGAGUUGAUGAAAAAUCACAGCUUUCAUAUGCGAAAUAACUUGAUAUCAGGAUCAAAUGAGAAUGCUUCUAGAGAAAAGGUCACUGUGAUUGAGUUGUUCAUGCCCUCUGUUUUCAGAGCUAUUCUAUCAAUACAUCCAGCUGGUUCAGUGGACCCUGAUGCUGUGGCUUUCUUUUCACCAGAUGAGGGCGGAAGCUAUGUACAUUCAAGGGGGGUUUCAGUGCACGAAGUAUAUAGACACAUUACGGAACAUGCUGGUAUCGCUCUGCAGUAUUUUACAGGGUCAAAUGCAGAAACAGCUUUAUAUUCAUUGCUGUUGUGGGUUUACAGUUACCAUUCCUUGUUCAGGAAAGUUUGCAGCAAAUGCAGCGGCCUGCUAUUGAUGGACAAACAAUCUGCCUCGUUGCUGCCUCCUGUGAACCGCUCUUUCCGAAAUAUUUCACCUGCUAAGAUCCUCCUAUCUAAUGCUCCCUCAACAGUGGAAAAGGUUGUAGAUUCUAAUAAGGCUUUUCAUAUAAGCUGCUUUUCCGAGGAAGCUUAGCGACUGCAGUGAAAUGGCCGACCAUAUCCCAAAAGCUAACUGAUGUUCUCUUGACAGCACAUUGCAAGGUGUGAAUCGUUUUCUCUUAUUCUAUUUGUUGCAGUUUUCCGAAAUGCCUGGAAACCGCAAGCCAUGAUGCUGCAAAACUGUUCUUAUUUCUACCUACUACAGGUCGUUGUUGAUUUGGAUUUUGAAAACCAGUUGGAAAAUUUAUGGGAUUAGUUGGUGAUUCUUUAACAAGUUUCCAUGGGAUGUAUGGAAUUGUCACAUAAAACUUACAGCCAUGAACAAUUGUUGAUAAUGCCUGCAUAGUGGCAUGUAUUAUGUCUUGGGGUCAUUUGCAUACAUCGUAGCUCAUUUCCAGGGCUUCUUCGCAGCCAUUUGCGUUUUACAUGUAUUUUUUCUCCUAUUUUUGUAUCUUAUGAGAUCCUUUGUUAUUAUUAUUACUCUCUCCGUCUUAAUUUAAAUUG